GCGUUGAUACGCGCGCCGGAAAUGCAGGCCCCGCGCCGCCCCUGAAGCGCCAUGGCUCCGCUCUGAGGUAAAAAAAGGGCGGCCAUGGCGCCGAUGGGGAUCCGGCUAUCCCCGCUAGGGGUGGCCGUCUUUUGCCUGCUGGGCUUGGCCGUGCUCUACCAUCUCUACUCGGGCUUCCUAGCCGGCCGCUUCGCCUCGUUCGUCUUGGGCGGGCCUCCCGCUCCGGCCAGCGUCUUGGUGGACUUGCGGGAGUUGCUGGCGGCUUCGGUGGCUGCGGCGGUCCGCGGCGGGGCCGAGGUGCGUCGGGUUCGUGAGGAGAACGUGCUCCACGUCCGGGCUAAAGGGAAGACCCGCGAAGGGGCUGAGGAGAAGAUGACCAGCGGCGACCUUCUCUCCAACCGCAAGAUGUAUUUCCUCCUCAAGGCCGCCUUCCCCGGCCUGCAGAUAAACAGCGAAGAGCACUGGGGUGAAAAAGACCCAGAGAUUGUCUCCUGGGACCACACCAUUCCCGAUGAUAUUGCGAGGCAGGUCCAGCCAAAGUUGGUUCCAGUCGAGAGUCUCACCAUGUGGAUCGAUCCCUUGGAUGCAACUCAGGAAUACACAGAGAAUCUUUCUCAGUACGUCACCACGAUGGUGUGCGCGGCGGUGGACGGGAAACCAGUCAUCGGCGUCAUUCAUAAGCCAUUUUCUGGAUAUACCGCUUGGGCGAUGGUCAAUGGCGGGUCCAACAUUCAGCCCCGCUCUUCCUACAACGAGCGGACGCCAACCAUCAUCGUGUCGCGAUCCCAUGAAGGGAAAGUCAAGCAGGUGGCCUGGCAGAGUUUCGGCAACCAAACUGCCAUCAUUGAAGCCGGUGGAGCCGGAUACAAAGUUUUAUCUCUCCUCGAUGUGCCCGAAGCAAAUCAGGAGAAAGCCGACGUCUACAUCCAUGUCACCUUCAUCAAAAAAUGGGACAUUUGCGCCGGCAACGCUGUGCUGAAGGCGCUCGGCGGCCGCAUGACCACCUUAGCUGGGGAGGAGAUCAGCUAUGCGGGCUCCGAGGGUAAUGAAGAUGGCCUCAUCGCCAGCAUCCGGAUGAACCAUCAAGCCCUUGUUGAAAAACUCCCCGCCUUCGCCAAAACCUCACAAAAUUGAAAGGCGGGAAUAAAACCCCGUGCGAGCUACUUAAAAUGAAUCCCGGUGAAAGAGGAGGAUGGAAAGCGAGGGGCUUCUUCAGGACCAGAAUCUUGCCACAGUGGCGUUUGGAGAAGAUGAUCAGAGUGCGGGUGGGAUGGGCUUCGGAGUCGAGGUUUUUCAUUUUUAAAUUUUGAGACGGUUCUGGUGGCCGAACGCUACCGAGAAAUCGAGAGAUGGCUUCUUUGUCCGAAACGAAAUCUCUGGAUUUCUUCGUAACGUCUGGAAGGGCUUGGAUAUUAUUUCUUCUUUUUUGGGCCGAUACAAUACGAUUUCCUCCCAACGGACGAUCCUAACUAAAGCAACAAGAAGGAACCCGAUUUUUACUUGAAAAUGCAAACCAGCGUCAUGUGGAGGAGCGUUACUCUCUCUCUUUCUCUCCCUCUCUGUGGGUUUUAAUUAUUUUUAUUAUGAGAACAUUGCUUUGUUCCCCCACGUGUCAUUGCGAAGAACGGUGUGCCCCUGUGCGGUUCCCGACUACUGAAUAUUAUUGCCAUGAUAAAACCU
Pantherophis guttatus is the source of this 1680-nucleotide messenger RNA. RefSeq names its product 3'(2'), 5'-bisphosphate nucleotidase 2 (gene BPNT2). NCBI's taxonomy places the organism in Eukaryota, Metazoa, Chordata, Lepidosauria, Squamata, Colubridae. Gene Ontology annotation, cellular component: endomembrane system. The record is from RefSeq and is a predicted model, not a curated record. Gene Ontology annotation, biological process: phosphatidylinositol phosphate biosynthetic process; skeletal system development. Gene Ontology annotation, molecular function: 3'-nucleotidase activity.